AUGAAUGCAUCCCGUUCGAGUGGGAAAUUGCCAAGACUCGAUAUUGAGAAGUCCCAUGUACGGAGGGUGGGGGGAGAAUUGUUAUACAUUUGGAUCUUUACAUUCAUCAUGAUAUCUGGUCUUCUUAUAUUCAAUCAGAAAGGCGAGAACCUCAUAUUUCGCUCGUAUCGGCAAGAUUGUCGUCCGAGACUUGCGGAUGUUUUUCGAAUUCAAGUCAUAUCUAACCCUGCAGUACGCUCGCCCAUUCUUACGCUUGGCUCAACGACUUUCUCGCAUGUGAAGCAUGAGAACAUAUAUCUGGUGGCAGUCACCAAAAGCAAUGCCAAUGCUGCCCUCAUAUUUGAAGUUUUGGGGAAGCUGGUGAGCUUGGGGAGGAGCUACUUUGGGAAAUUCGAUGAAGAGGCCGUGAAAUGCAACUUUGUGCUUGUGUAUGAGCUGUUGGAUGGUACGUUGCAGCUUUCGAGUCUCGAAUGCUACAUCAUCGUGCGGUGUGACAAGUCUUUGGAUAGCUUUUGA
Messenger RNA from Bacidia gigantensis, 516 nucleotides. RefSeq lists its product as uncharacterized. Gene Ontology annotation, biological process: intracellular protein transport; clathrin-dependent endocytosis. Gene Ontology annotation, molecular function: clathrin-cargo adaptor activity. NCBI's taxonomy places the organism in Eukaryota, Fungi, Ascomycota, Lecanoromycetes, Lecanorales, Ramalinaceae. The record is from RefSeq and is a predicted model, not a curated record. Gene Ontology annotation, cellular component: cytoplasmic vesicle; AP-2 adaptor complex. The transcript has a single exon. The coding region runs from base 1 to 516 and encodes 171 amino acids.